AGGAUACGAAGUGGAGUGACGUGCGGGGAUAAGCACGACUAACACGCUCCACGUGAACACGCGAUGAGGGGACGUCAAGCAAGCUGCACUCACUCAUCAACAUUACACUUCAUCGCAGCAUGGCUGAAUCGAGUUUGGUCACAGCAAAUGCCAAAGUCUGCCUGGUAAACCUUCUAAGCACGAAUGAGUGGAUGCUGCCCAAAGGGCGUCGAAGUAUUGGCGAGUUACGGAAGGAAGCUGCGGUGCGAGAGGUGGCAGAAGAGACGGGCCUUCCACGUCGACUCCUACCUGUCAUGAUGGCUACAAGAGCUUUCACUGCUGUCGAUCUCCCUGACGUCCCGGAUGAAGCUUGUAUUAGAUAGGCUUCAGCGAGCCAUUCAUGUGUACAGCCAGGGAGCUGCCGAAGGGAAAUGGGGCGAAGCUGGUUUGGUGGUAUAUCGUGGUGCUAGAGUAUGAUGCGUAUAGUCGGAGAGGGCCUGGAGAAGAGUAGUUUAAGCCAGGGUUCUUCACAGCCGACGACGCAGUGCAGAAGUUGCAUUUUGAGUCGGAUCGAGAGGUGCUCAGGAAGGCGUUGA
Molecule: messenger RNA, 575 nt
Organism: Macroventuria anomochaeta
Lineage: Eukaryota; Fungi; Ascomycota; Dothideomycetes; Pleosporales; Didymellaceae
Exons: 1
Coding region: 120-362 (80 amino acids)
Molecular function (GO): hydrolase activity
Source: RefSeq, a predicted model, not a curated record